AUGUUGCAGAGACCCCGACGCCGUUGCGAGGGCACAGCCAUGGGAGCUAUCGUUCUCGAUAUCAGACCCGGUGUUGGUAUUGGACCCUUCUCCGUCGGACAUGGGAUGCCUAUUUGCGAAGCAUUUGCUCAGAUAGAGCAGCAGCCUAAUAUAUACGACGUGGUGCAUGUAAAGUAUUUCGAUGAGGAACCCCUAAAGUUUGAUAUUGUUAUUAGCUUUCCCGAUCAUGGCUUCCAUCUUCGAUUUGAUCCGUGGUCGCAGAGACUGAGGCUUAUUGAAAUAUUUGAUGUAAAGCGCCUUCAGAUGCGUUACUCUACUUCUUUGAUUGGAGGAUCAUCAACUUUAGCUACUUUCGUUGCUGUAUAUGCACUCUUUGGGCCCACAUAUCCUGGAAUUUUUGACCAGGAGAGAAGCAUUUAUACCCUAUUCUAUCCGGGUCUUUCCUUUGCCUUUCCUAUUCCAAGUCAAUUUGUAUACUGCUGUCUUGAUGGGAGAGUGGAAUUGCCAUUGGAAUUUCCUGAUGGAACCACACCAGUUACAUGUCGUAUAUCUGUAUAUGACAGCUCUUCUGAGAAAAAGGUUGGUGUGGGGUCCUUAAUGGAUAAGGCUUCUGCUCCACCAUUACCUGUUGGUAGCAUUUACAUGGAAGAGGUUCAUGUGAAGCUCCGAGAAGAAUUGUAUUUCACAGUUGGCUCUCAACACAUCCCUUUUGGUGCAUCUCCUCAGGAUGUGUGGACUGAGCUUGGACGACCUUGUGGAAUUCAUCAAAAACAGGUAGAUCAAAUGGGUAUUCAUUCUGUUUCAGAUCUUCGACCACGGACAACUCUAUGUGGAGAUUACUUUUAUAAUUAUUUUACUCGAGGUCUGGACAUCUUAUUUGAUGGACAGACACACAAAAUCAAGAAGUUUGUGUUACACACCAACUUUCCCGGUCAUGCGGAUUUCAAUUCUUACAUUAAGUGCAACUUUGUUAUCUAUGGCGCAGAUUCAGUAGGGGAAUCACUAAAUAAUAGCAAACAGAAGGUUAUUACGCCUAGCACCAAGUGGGAACAAGUGAAGGAAAUACUUGGGGAUUGUGGACGAGCUGCCAUCCAAACACAAGGCUCAGCAAGUAACCCCUUCGGUUCUACAUUUGUGUAUGGUUAUCAAAAUAUUGCUUUUGAGGUGAUGAAGAAUGGUUAUAUUGCAACAAUAACUCUCUUCCAAUCAUGA
Messenger RNA from Sphenostylis stenocarpa, 1212 nucleotides. NCBI's taxonomy places the organism in Eukaryota, Viridiplantae, Streptophyta, Magnoliopsida, Fabales, Fabaceae. The record is from the annotation of a GenBank genome assembly.